Molecule: messenger RNA, 1182 nt
Organism: Rhizopus microsporus ATCC 52813
Lineage: Eukaryota; Fungi; Mucoromycota; Mucoromycetes; Mucorales; Rhizopodaceae
Exons: 6
Coding region: 1-1182 (393 amino acids)
Source: RefSeq, a predicted model, not a curated record
AUGCCCAUUGUUUUCUUCCUUAUUUUUUUAUUAAUGGCUUCAUUAUUCUUUAAGGAUUAUUUAUUUCCAAGUGAGCUUUACGAGAAAGACGGCGGUAGUUUUACUACGCCAGUUCAAACCUUGAUAGACUUUGCUCCUCAUAUAUUACAGGAACUACCAAAGAACGAAAAGGAGCAGAAGCCUAUCAAGUCUUCAAAGGAAGAUACAUGGACAAAGGAGUCUGUAAAGGCUCAUCCGAAGAGCUAUUUUCGUUCCUUAUUGACAUCCGAUACAAGUAAAACAAUAACAGAAUUUGUUAUCCGAUGUGGAAAUGAGUAUUUGAGACAAACAUCAGAAAGAGAUCAAGAUAAUGAGUAUAGAAACAGACAUAAAGAAAAGAAGAGACAGUCAACCUUUUGGCGUCAGGAUGAUACAUCGUCUUCAUCAGAAGAAGAAGACGAGAAAAACAAGGCAAAGAGUAACAAAGAUAAAGAGGACAAGAAAAAGGAUGGUCAGCUGAUGACUCAAAAAGAUGAUAAAAACAACAAAUUAGCAAAAUCAGUAGCGGCUGCAGGCUUUCUUUCAUUAUCACUUUAUUCGACAUAUAAAGCAAGUGUUGCAUUCAGUGAAAUAUCAUUUCAUAACCAAUUGGAGAUCUUACUCUCUCAAGUACAAGCUAUCCUUCAAAGCACCGAUAUAUGGAUAAGAGAACAUGAAAAAUUGGGUGAUAAAGUACCCAAUCAAGUUAGAUCUGAUGUCGCCUAUCUGAAAGAACUCGUUGAUUUUAUAGAAAGACUGGAUCCUCGCUCACAUAAAAAAAUGGAAGCUGCUGGAUGGGGAUGUGGAACGUUGGGUGGUUUAUCUGCACUGGGAGGUAUUGUCGUAGGUAGUACCGCAAUCGCUACUGGUGGCGCUGCGUUGGCCAUUGGCGGGGCUGUAGUGAUGAUAUCUUCAAAAGCACAAGCAUCAAGUAAAAGCACAUUGGGAGCAAGGCUAUUGCUGGAAGGUCAAGUCAGAGACAGGGUUUCGCUUUUGCUUAAAGACAAAGAGGAAAGACAGCGCGUGAUUCAGCAUGAAUUUGAUCAACAAUCACUCAAGAGUGAACCUAAGCCAAUACCCAUUAAAAAGGAAUACAUCAAAGAAGAACCAAAGAUGGAUAAAGGGCCUCCAAUGAAAGCAAAAAUUCCUUUACCCGCCCAGUAA